CUACAAGGAUUCUAACGGCGCUGACUUCGUUGUUCCUUUCCCUGGGGAUUGGAUUAUAACAUCUAAUGGCAUGCUGCAGGAGCAGCCGUUGUUUGCAAUAGAGCAGCAACAGCAGCAGAUGCUGCUGCAGCAGCAGAUGCAGAUGCAACUGGAGAUGCACCCCCCACUCCUGCUGCAGCAGCAACAGCAGCAGCAGCAGCUACAGAACAGGCAGCAACACGAAAUGCUUAGAUUGCAAAUACAGCAGGUUGUUGAGGGCCUCUUGGGCUGGGGACCAGAGGCAGAAGAGCUGCUGCAGAAGCUGCUACCGCAACGGCGACGCAGUCAGCAGCAGCUGCAACAGCAGCAUCGCCUGCACAAGCAGAUACUGCUCCAGCAGCUGCACGAGGUGCAGGAGUUGCAGAGGCAACAAGAACGCCAACACCAAGAAGAACUGCAACAACUGCAGCAACUGCAGCAACAAGAACAACAGUGGCAACAACAAGAAAACCACCAGCAGCAGCAGGAGCAAGACCACCUGCAGCAGCAACGAGAACAAGAUCAGCAGGUGCUUCUAGGACACCAACAGCAGCAGCUACAAGAGCACCUGCAGCAGCAACAACAAGAAUACCAGCAGCAGCUGCAGGAACAGCUGCAGCAGCAACAACAAGAAUACCAUCAGCAGCUACAGGAGCGCCUGCAGCAACAUCAACAAGAGUAUCAGCAGCAGCUACAAGAACAUCUACAGCAGCAUCAACAUGAAUACCAUCAGCAGCAGCAACACUACCAGCGGCACCUACAUGACCACCACCUGCAGCAGAUACGAGAACAGCAGCGGUUACAAGCACACCAGCAGCAGCACCUACAAGAAUACCAGCAGCAACAUCAUGAAUACCUGCAACAGCAACGACAAGCACACCACCAACAGCAGCUACAUGAACACCACUUGCAGCAGCAGCAAGUGCACCAGCAGCACCAGCUACACGAAAACCAGCAGCACCAUCAAGUGCACCAGCAACGGCAGCUACACGAACAUCAGCAGCAGCAGCAGAUUCACCAGCAACAGCAACUACGUGAGCACCAGCAGCACCAUCAAGUGCACCAGCAACAGCAGCUACACGAACACCAGCAGCAGCAGCAAAUGCCCCAGCAACAGCAACUACGUGAGCACCAGCAGCACCAUCAAGUGCACCAGCAACAGCAGCUACACGAACACCAGCAGCGGCAGCAAGUGCACCAGCAACAGCAGCUAUACGAACACCAGCAGCAGGAGCUACACGAACACCACCACCAGCAACAAGUGCACCAGCAACAGCAACUACAGGGAUACCAGCAGCAACAACUACAAGAAUACCAGCAACAGCAACAAGUACGCCGGCAACAGCAACCAGUGCAUCAGCAACAGCAACCAGUGCAUCAGCAACAGCAACCAGUGCACCAGCAACAGCAACUACAAGAUCGCCAGCAGCAACAUCAAGAAGAACAGCAGCAGUUGCUGCUGCUGCAAGAAGAACAACCGCAGCAGCAGCAGCAAGCACAGCAGCAGCAACAACAGCAAGAAAACGAGGAGCAGCAGCAAGAAGAACAGCAGCAGCAACAGCAGCAGCAAUUCCAAAGCCCGAAACAGCAGAAUCAUCCAGUUCAGCACUUCCAACAGCAACGCCCAGGGCGGAGGCAGCGAAAAAACCAGAGGAAGCACCAACAGCAGCAGCAACAGCAGCAGCGUCACCAGCAGCAGGCCCGACAGCAGCGACAACCACAACAACAGCAGCAUCAGCAACCGCAGCAACAGGACGAGAACCAGCAGCAAAUGCAGCAGCAGAGGCAGCAGCACCAGCAAAAGCUUUCUUCUCGUGAGUUGUGUGUACCUCAUAAUGGGCUUAACCCACAGCAUGGCUGCUGA
Messenger RNA from Eimeria maxima, 1882 nucleotides. RefSeq lists its product as hypothetical. The annotation marks the transcript as partial. Lineage: Eukaryota; Apicomplexa; Conoidasida; Eucoccidiorida; Eimeriidae. The transcript has a single exon. The record is from RefSeq and is a predicted model, not a curated record.